AUGGCUCAGUCAUUCUUGAAAAGCUACUUUGGCCGUGGAGGCGCCCCCGCCCCUGCCCCUGACACCAAGAGCGCCAUCCGAGCCCUCCCAGCCUCAUGGUACACCUCCCAGGAGAUGUACGAUCUUGAAAAGCGGGCCAUCUUCUCUAGAAAGUGGCUUCUCACCACCCACAAGGCUAGACUCCCCAACAACGGAGACUGGCUAAAGUACGAGGUGGCCAACUUCGAGUUCAUCAUCUGCAAGGACCGUGACGGCAACAUCAACGCCUUCCACAACAUCUGCCGCCACCGUGCCUUCCCUGUCCUCCCCCCUGAGAAGGGUGACCAGGGCAACGCCAGCUUCUUUGCUUGCAAGUAUCACGGCUGGUCCUACGGCCUCAAUGGCAAGCUCGCCAAGGCUCCCGGCUACCAAGACCUCGAGGGCUUUGACAAGUCCAAGAACGGUCUGCUUCCCAUCCACGUCCACGUUGAUGUUCGAGGCUUCAUCUGGGUCAACAUGGAUGGCAAGGAGAAGCCUGAGAUCGCCUGGAGCGACGACUUUGACAACAUCGAUGCUCAUGAGCGCUUCUCCUUCUACAACUUUGAGGACUACGCCUUUGACCACACCUGGGAGAUGGAGGGCGACUACAACUGGAAGAUCCUUGCCGACAACUACAACGAGUGCUACCACUGCAAGGUUGCCCACCCUGACAUCCCCUCCAUCGCCGACCUCAACUCGUACUAUGUUGAGACCAAGAAGGCGUACAUCCAGCACUUUGGCAGCCCUACAGAAGACCAGAUCAAGAGGGGAUUCCGAGUUGCUGCUACCUACUACUUCCCUAAUGCUUCCACCAACGUCUCUCCUCACUUCUUCAUGAUCCAGCGCUUUGUGCCCAAGAGCCCCAGCAAGUCCAUCAUGAGGUACGAGGUGUUCCGCAACAAGAACUCCAGCGACGAGGACUUCACCGUCAUCAGCGACAUGUACAAGCGCAUCAUGUCCGAGGACAAGUACCUCUGCGCCAACGCCCAGCGCAACGUCAAUGCUGGCGUCUUUGUCAACGGCGAGAUGCACCCCGAGAUGGAGCAGGGACCCCUGUUCUUCCAGCAGAAGGUCCGCGAGGCCCUGCAGGAGCACCACAAGAAGGAGAUCUCGGCGGACCAGGAGAUCUGGCCCGCUCGGCAGUCCAUCCCCCAGACCGCUGCGAACCCCAAUGUGGAGAACGAUGUCCAGUUCUGCUCGGCUGUCGACUGCUGCAGGAAUCAGAAGCAGCCCAUCGCCGUUUAA
Messenger RNA from Fusarium keratoplasticum, 1263 nucleotides. Its product is annotated as oxygenase subunit alpha. Bases 1 to 1263 code for a protein of 420 amino acids. NCBI's taxonomy places the organism in Eukaryota, Fungi, Ascomycota, Sordariomycetes, Hypocreales, Nectriaceae. Gene Ontology annotation, molecular function: iron ion binding; 2 iron, 2 sulfur cluster binding. The transcript has 2 exons. The record is from RefSeq and is a predicted model, not a curated record.